AUGACCCUGUAUAUAUGGACAAUCAGGCCCAUAGAGAAGAAUAUGUUCUGAAUGAACAUGGGAUACUGUAUGAAGGAGUUUACAAGCAUAUUACCUGUCGACCAUGGCACUUUGGACAGUUUGAAGAUGGGAUUCUGGAUAUCUGCUUGAAGAUCCUAGACAUGGGCGCGAGUUACCAUCACGGCUCUGAUCGCGACCAUUGUUGGCGCAAUGAUCCUGUGCAUGUCAGCAUGGUGGUAAAUCACAUGAUAAGCAGCCAUACUACUAACAGUAUCAUGAAGAUUCCAGAAAACAAUGAUUACCUAAAAGGAACAAAACCGUUUUCCUGGAAUGGAAGUGUCCCUAUUCUUCAGCAGUGGUACAGUGGCAGAUGCAGGCCAGUCAGAUAUGGAUAUUGUGGAUCUCUUGCUUCAGUCAUGUGUACAGUGAUGAGGUGUUUGGGAAUUCCAAGUCGUGUUGUCACGAACUUCUGUUUUCCGUGCUCAGUUGAGAAUCCCCUUGGUAUCAAUGAGAUUUUUGACUGUACUGGAAAAAACCUGUGUGGUAAAGACAAACUAUGGCGAUAUCACUGCUGGAAUGAAUCUUGGAUGGCUCGCAGAGACCUAAAUCAAUGCUGUGGUGAUUGGCAGUGUCUGGAUCCAACACCUUUGGAAACGGGCAGAGGUUCAGCUUGCAGUGGUCCUACAUGGGUUCGAAGCAUCAGAGAAGGGGAACUGGACUUGGACUAUGAUGGUCAUCAUAUGUUUUCUCGAGUAAAUUCUAACUAUGUUGGCUGGCUUUCCCAAAACAAUGCCAAAAAAACAAAAUUUUUCUGUGACCCUUGGCCAUGUGCACAACGUCUAAUCACCAAGAGUGUUGGCAGUGAGCAAUUUGAAGAUAUCACUGGGGCUUACAAGUAUGAACUAGGUAUGAUAAAAAGUUCUAUGAAAAACAAAGAAGCCUAUUACCGGGCUUACAGAAGAAUUCACCCAGGGUACUGCAAUGCUUCCAACUGUCAUAUUGAUAGAGAGUUGUCAGCUCUGAAAAACCCAUUUUUGAGUGACUCUGGUAUUAACAUGAGGCUAAAGAUGGCUAACUGCCCAAUGUAUGGUGAAGAUGUCCAGCUGCACUGGCUUCUUGAAAAUUUGCGUAGUGAAAACAAAAACCUGAAGUUUAAUUUGUGCGCGCAAAUAAUAACCUACAGUGGUUGCCCGAUGGAUCAAUUUUGGAAAGACAGUGUGAAUGUCACAUUGGGUCCAAGGGAAGUGAAAAACAUUCCACUGUGUAUAUCAUAUAGUCAAUAUGGACCUUAUCUCUGUGAUCACAACAUUAUUAAAGUAGUUGCUGUCUCAGACCCAGAGUGUGGAGAAGUUCUGAUGGUGAGCAGGGAUAUAGUGAUCAACAGGCCACCUGUUAUUGUAAAGCUGCUGAGCCAGCCCAGGCUGAAAGUACCGUGUACCGCAGAGAUCUCCUUCUGCAAUCCUCUCCAGGAAGAUAUGAAGAACUGUGUAAUGACAUUAGAAGGCUGUGGUUUAUUCAAAGAGCCAAUGACCAUUGAUUUGGGAACGCUGGCAUCCAACCAACAGGCACGGACCGUCGUGGAGUUCACACCUUACAGGCUUGGCAGCCACCGGCUCCUGGCCAACUUGGGAUGCCACAAGUUUGCCUAUUGCAAGGGAUGCGCCAAGACCGAAGUGUGUAGUCCCACGGGCCAGAACAGCACCCUGCCUGUCAGCCAGAAUGGGUCGCUCCCAGUGUGUGAGAAUGGCUCUCUCCCCAUGAACAACUCUGGGCCUGUUCCCGUGGCAGACCCUGGGUUCAACUCCAUGUGUGAAUACAUCUGUAUCCCUGUGUGCAACCCAAACUGCAGUGCAGGGGGGCAGCCUGUGUAUGACUUUGUGUACCUCCCUGCGGGCCAUCCCUUAUGCAACUCCAUCUGCAACCAAGGCUUCAAUCCAAGCAUCAAUCCUGGUUUCAACGUGGGCUGCGAUCCUGGCUUCCGUGUCCUAUGUGAGACUGUGCCUCCUUCUAUGGGUGCCCCAAUGCCUCCAUCUGUGUAUGGCUCCGUGCCUGCCCCAACAUCCAGCCCUGUGUGCCCCCCUAUGCCUCAUGUGGUAUUUGAGACAGGGCCUGCUCCCGCACAGCAGCCUGGAGGUGGAGGGGGGCCAAUGACCUACUCUGUCUCUGUCCCUGCGAAUAAUGCG
Molecule: messenger RNA, 2183 nt
Organism: Pterocles gutturalis (yellow-throated sandgrouse)
Lineage: Eukaryota; Metazoa; Chordata; Aves; Pterocliformes; Pteroclidae
Product: protein-glutamine gamma-glutamyltransferase 5-like
Exons: 10
Biological process (GO): peptide cross-linking
Molecular function (GO): protein-glutamine gamma-glutamyltransferase activity
Source: RefSeq, a predicted model, not a curated record